Messenger RNA from Myodes glareolus (Bank vole), 966 nucleotides. NCBI's taxonomy places the organism in Eukaryota, Metazoa, Chordata, Mammalia, Rodentia, Cricetidae. The record is from RefSeq and is a predicted model, not a curated record.
AUGGCCCCACUUUAUGGACGAGCUCAGCAAGUGGCAAGACGCAUCAUGGAAGAACUCACUGAUUACCUCACAGACGCUCUCUGCAGAGAGGAUCUGAAGCGCCUGAUAACUGAAGAUGAAGCCUGGAAGGUGUUUGUGGAGGCAGCAGAGUUGUCAAGCGAGGAGGAAGCUGUCCUGCAUGAUGCGCUGAAGGAGCAUUUAGCUCAGAAUCCCACAGAUGGAAAUGAUGAAUCUCAAGAAGAACUGAAGAAGAGGUUUUUGAAAGAAUUUCCUCAGUUGAAAAUAAAACUUGAUGAAAACAUCCAGAAACUUCGCUCCCUGGCUGACCAUCUUGAUAAAGUUCACAGUGACUGCACCAUCUCCAAUGUGGUGUCUGGCUCCACCAGCACUGUCUCUGGAAUUCUGGGCAUCCUAGGUCUAGUUCUGACACCCAUUACAGGAGGAACCAGCCUGAUGCUGUCAGCAGCAUCCUUAGGGGUGUUAGCAGGUAUGGCUAGCCUCACCACCACCAUUGUGGAAGAGUCUAACAGACUGUCAGAUGAAUCUGAAGCCAGUCGUCUGGUUGGAGCCAGCAUGGAUAUACUGCAUGAGAUUAUGAAAAUCAUGCCUAAGAUCAGAGUCAAACUUUAUAAUGUGGGUGUGGAUUUAAUCAGUGCCUGUAAAACCCUCAAGGAACAAAUCAGGGCCGUCAAGAUUGCUAGUGCAGAUCAUCGCCCACUGGUAGAGGCCACAAAGAAUUCAACGAAGGUGGGGAAAGUCUUAAGAGCGAGUAUUAAAGGAAUAAGCGUUACCAGUCUCUUCCUUGCAUUGGAUGUGUAUCACCUCGUGACAGAUUCAAUAGAUUUGUACAAUGGGGCAACGACAGAGUCGGCUGCAGAGCUGAGGAAACUGGCUCUCAUGCUGGAGAGAAAGUUGCAGGAAUUUGAGCAGAUUCACAAGGCUCUGCAGUAAGACCUACCUCAGUGA